Molecule: messenger RNA, 2504 nt
Organism: Closterium sp. NIES-67
Lineage: Eukaryota; Viridiplantae; Streptophyta; Zygnematophyceae; Desmidiales; Closteriaceae
Source: the annotation of a GenBank genome assembly
UCGGAAAAGCUGAGUAUGAACGCUUUUUAGGAUUGGGUGCCGUUAGACCCUGGUCCCCCCGCCCCCGUUGUAUGUAGCUUUCUCCAGUUGGUUGCCGUGCUGCCCGCUAGAAAUCCGCCACCAAAUAGUCCCCUUCGACUUUCGCACGCAACUGGGGGCGGGAAACGGGGUCAGGCCCGGAGUAGAGUCGUCCAACCCGCCUCACGGUUCGCCGUCACAUCGCGUGACAUUCGCUGGAGCACGGCGGCGCGGCGAGGCGGCCACGCGGAUUAGCUGCCAGAGGUAAGCGGGCAUUCGCCUCGGGCUGCCGCUCGUCCCGCCCCUCGCCCAUACAACGCCGCACUUCGCGUCUGACCUCUGCCCCUCGCCACGUCGCCACGUCGCCCGCCCUCCUCGCUCCGCAGGGUUAAUAGGGCUUCUUUUGCGCCAGACCCUGCCAUCCUCGCUGCUACCUUCCCUGCCCCCCAUAGCUCCCCCCUGCCAUCCUUUUGGCCGCCCGCCCUCUCCCAUCUUGCUACACCGCGCCACGCCCUAUCUCACCGCCUCUCCCUCUUCGCCCGCCCGCCCGUUGACCCCACCUUCUCCACGUCCGCAGCCUCACCACCCGGCCCCUCCAUUCCUGCACCUCCCCACUUCCCCUGCUCCCGCCCUUGCACCCGUUCAUGCCCCCGCCAUCCCUCCCGGAAUACCUCCACCUCGAGGCACGUGUCAUACCAGCGCUGCUGCGGUCGGUGGAGUGCUGAGCUGCUUGGAGGAAGGCGCUGGUCGUUCUGGUGAUGGCUGCAAGGGACGAGGGGGGAGCGGGUGGGGGCGGCGGUGAGGCGUGGCGGGCGGAGGUGGAGGAGCGGCUGCUGGGCGCCGUGUGCGCGAUGGGGUUCCGCCGCGACGACACGCUGCACAGGCUGCGCCUCUUCAUGCAGCUGAACGGCGCCCAUCUGUGGCAGCGGGCGCAGGCAGGCAGCUUGGACGAGGAGGCGGUUGAACAAGAGUUCAUGGAGUGGAUGCUCAACGGGGGCGAGGGGCAGGGCGAGGCCAUGGCGCCAGCGGACGCGCGGCUGCAGGAGGAGCUGGACCCCGCUGUGCAGCAGCAGCUGGUGGCGCUCGCUGAGAGGCGGCGGCGCAAGGGGGUGCGCAAGGCGAAGCGGCUGGAGAGGCAGGCGCAGAGGAUGAGGAGGGCGGGGGAGGGAGAGAGAGGAGGGGCGGAGAAGGGCGAGGCAGGGAAGAAGAGGAGGGUGGACGGGGAGGCGCAGGCAGAGGGAGGGCAGGCGAACGAAGGAGGGAACGCGGGGAUGGAGGGUGUGGACAGAACGAGCGGCGGGCAGAGAGGAGUGGGGCAGCAAUGCACCGAAGCGGACGGGGGGCGGGCAGAAGCAGGUGAGACUUUCUCGGGAUGGUUGGAAGCGAUGGGAGGAAGAGCCUGUGUACAGGUGGGGCUGAAGAGAGGGGUGGCGUUCACCCUCUGACUCUGAGUGACCCGCUGCCGCUUCCGCCUCAUUGCAAUGCCACCAUUCUCACCCCUUCCUUCUGCACCAUCCUUAAUCCGCAUGUUCCUUCCGUUCCCACCUCUCCACUCCUUCACUUCGACUACAGGUGCCGCCUCUCCUGCCCCUCUCAACCUUACGCCUUCCCUCCCCCCCUCUCAGCCUCCCCUUCCCUCCUCUCAGCCUCCUCUUCCCUCCUCUCAGCCUCCUCUUCCCCCCUCUCAGCCUACCCCCCUCUCCCCUCAAGUCCCCCCUCCCUUCCAUCAACUCCUUCCACCGUCCCCUCAGCCCCGCACUCCCUCCUCUCAGCCUCUCGAUCUCCACUCUCAGCCUCCCCCCUCCUCUUCUCAGCAUCCCCCUCCCCUCUCUCAGCCCGGCGCCCCACCCGCUCAUCCCCUGAGCCAAGCUCCCACAACCGAGUCCGUCCCCUCCACCCGCGUUGCUCCCUUUGCUGCUGCUGUGGAUGGAGCCGAGACGGGGGCAAGAGGUUUGGAAGGAGAGGCUCGGGGAGAAGGGGGGGACGGAGGAGGAGGAGAGGGAGGAGAGGGAGGAUAUGCAGGCAUGGGGUUGGGACACGAAGGUGAGAGGGAGAGUGAGAAGAAGAGGGACGUGGAGCGGAGGGGGAGAGAGAGGGAGAUGGCCCGACUGAGGAGGCGCAGUGUGGCAGGGUGCAGUGUGGCGGGUCGCAGUGUGGCGGGCCGCAGUGGGGGCCAGAGGGGUAGGGGGAGAGAUGAGGAGUGGACGGUUGGUGGAACAAAGGGUGACGGGUGGGGAGGAGGGGCAGGCACUGUCGCAGGGCAGAGGGAAGAGCCAGUACAGGGUUUGCAUGGGGAAGAGGGGCGGGGAGAAGGGUUGUGGCGUGACCGUCCGUGUGAGCGCUCCCAUCCGUGUGAGCGUCCCCAUCCGUGUGAGUGCCGCCAUCCGUGUGAGCCGCCAUCACGGUCGCACCCAGAACGAGAGCCAUCUGCCGUUCCUGGAAUGCGCUGUGGCGGCGCGAGUGGGGGGGUUUGGAGAGCAAGUGAA